GCUCAGCGUGACUCAGAUUCCCUGCGCCUAGAACAAACACAGCCCUCCUGGGGCCCUCCAGAAAUCCCAAGAAGUCAGAUUCAGCUCAGUACACAAAGCUGGGUCUUGGCACCUUGCAGAACCCUGUGGACUGCGACUGGCGGUGACACAUUGGCAGAGAGAGACAGAAGUCCACGGGGAGCCCAGGCUGGGGAUGCCGAGAUCCCUAGCUGCGCGGCAGAGCCCCGCGGGAAAAGCAGAAAAGGGCCAUUGCCACUUUAAGUGACUCAGGAAGUGAAAGGGGCCGCCUGACCGCAAAGGGAAAGUGGAACCGGGGCGCUUGGGCCGGGAUCUCGCCGGCCAGCGGGGGGCCGAGUGGCUGCGCGGAGGUCGACGGGGCGUGGGCGUCCGCGCCGGAAGUGCGCGGCGGGGGCGGAAGCCGGCACCGGGUGGAGCAGGGCGAGCCGCUCGAGGGCUUGCGCUGCGAGGCGGCAGGGUUCGCCGCGGCCCCAGGCCCCGCUCCGAGACGCGGUGCGGCCCAGACGGGCGGCGAUUCCAGCGGCAGGGCCCCGGAGCCGGGUACUAGGACUCGAGGAGGCCGCGCCGAGGCAAGGCGGCGAGCUGCGGGCCCUGAGGCCUCUGGCGCAGCGUCCCAGCCUGCACAUGGCCGCCGGAGUGGGCGCAGCCUUCGAGGAGCUGCCUCACGACGGCACGUGUGAUGAGUGCGAGCCAGACGAGGCUCCAGGGGCGGAGGAAGUGUGCCGGGAAUGCGGCUUCUGCUACUGCCUCCGCCACGCCGAGGCGCACAGGAAGAAGUUCCUCAGUCACCACCUGGCCCAGUACGUCCAUGGCGCCCAGGCCUGGACGUCCCGGCCUCUUGGGGACGGGGUGGGGAAGGACGACGACGUCGGGGCUAAGGCGGAGCGGGAGAGGGAAGUAGAAAGCGAAGCGGGGGAGGAGAGCGAGUCAGAGGAAGACAGUGAGUCGGAAGAAGAGAGCGAGACAGAGGAGGAGAGUGAGGAGGACAGCGAGGAAGAGAGCGAAGAAGACAGUGAGGAAGACAUGGAAGAUGAACAAGAAAGCGAGGCGGAGGAGGACAACCCAGAAGAAGAAUCCGAGGCAGAAGGAGAAACUGAGGCAGAGAGCGAAUUUGACCCAGAAGUAGAAAUGGAAGCAGAGAGAGUGGCCAAGAGGAAGUGUCCGGACCACGGACUCGAUUUGAGCACUUAUUGCCAGGAAGAUAGGCAGCUCAUCUGUGUGCUGUGUCCAGUCAUUGGGGCGCACCAGGGCCACCAGCUAUCUACCCUAGAUGAAGCCUUCGAAGAGCUGAGAAGCAAAGACUCAGGUGGACUGAAGGCGGCUAUGAUAGAGUUGGUGGAAAGGUUAAAGUUUAAGAGCUCAGACCCUAAAGUAACUCGGGACCAGAUGAAGGUGUUUAUACAGCAGGAAUUUAAGAAAGUUCAGAAAGUGAUUGCUGAUGAGGAGCAAAAGGCCCUUCAUCUAGUAGACAUCCAGGAAGCAAUGGCCACGGCUCAUGUGACUGAGAUAUUGGCAGAUAUCCAGUCCCACAUGGACAGGUUGAUGACUCAGAUGGCCCAGGCCAAGGAACAACUUGAUACCUCUAAUGAAUCAGCUGAGCCAAAGGGAGAGGGCAAUGAGGAAGGAUCCAGUGGUGCCAGUGAAGAAGAGGACACAUGAAGGCUUGGCAUCCCCCGUGGAAAACCACCCCUCCCCUUGUGUGUCCAUGACAGCGUGUGUGUAACGGCUUCUGAUUUCUGUGAAAGCUGCCCAGCAACCAGUGUCCUUCCUCAGAUAUGUCCUCAGAUCCACAGCAGGCACAUAUCUCUCCAAGAGACAACCAGUCAUAGCUUACUGAGUGUGUGCUUCUCAUUUUCUUCUUGUGGUAGGUCAAGGAAAGAGCGUCUUUGAUCAACUGGGAGCAAUUAAGAAGGGUCCUUCAGGUACCCUCCCCAUGGCUGCUAUGAACUUACUCAGGAAAGUCAGUCUCUGUAAUAUUACAGAAGUCAAAAGUAUCACUUCAUCAGGAAGAAUCUGGAAAAAUUUGGAAGGGAAGUCAGAGUUUUUGCCUACAUGCAAACAAAAACCCCACCUGUUCAUUCUGAAGCAUGAAACAAAAGAGGACAAAAUUAAGGCUGAACUGACUCAUGUAGACUGUCUCUCAUAGCCCAUUUCUACCUGUGUGAAAAUGAGUAGCAUGAAGCAGGAUGGAUGACUUAAAAAUGGAAUUGGAGAAAUUUAAAAGCUAAAAUGAUAGAUAUUUUUAGUAUUUGAAGUUAUCCAGGACUUCAGAUUCAUAAUUCAGUGCUGUGGAAAUGAAAAAAAUGAUUGAAGAGGUGGAAAGGAAAUGACCUUAGGAAAAAAAAAGAAGUGGACCAAAGAAUCUGAUUAAAAGUUUAGUAUUUCUGCAUUCAAAUUGCCUGAGCUUCCAAAUAGUUACUAAAGGAUCUGAUAAAACUUGAAUUAUUUGGGUGAACACUGCAGGUUUUAUGGGCUUGUCAUAACAUGAAAGGCUGAAAUAUAUUUUGCCAAAUGAGAAAUUUCACUAUAGAUUUUGCCAGUCUCAUUCCCAAGUACCUGAUGUAGCUUAUAUUCAGUGUGGGAGAAUUCUUGCUACUUUGUGGCUUGCUGAAUUCAGCUUUCCCAGCAGAUAAGCCCUCCUUUCACUCCAGCUGGAAUCCUCCUUUGGCAUUCCUUACCCACAGACCCUCAAAUCGUCUCCUACACCCUAUCUCUUUCCUCUUAAAUAGCAUGAGCAGUCACACCUCUCCAGGCCUUUCCCCACUCACAAAUCACAAUUCCUUACCUCUAAGCUUUUUACCUCCAAGGAGGCAUCAACGUGCUAGAGGAAUACAGAACUGCAAGUUCAGGGCCAAGGAUUUAACUCAGUGGUUCCGCCACCUGCCUCACAAGUGCAAGUUCCUGAGUUUGAUCCCCAGUACCAAAAAAAACAAAACAAAAAAAACUGCAGGUUCAAAAGCAUGUAUCUUGCUGAAACAUCAGUUUUCUUAACAAAUGCUUUGAAGUUAGGGGCUAGCCUUUUUAUAUAAAACAAAACCAGUUUAUUACAGAAUACAAUAUCUAUACACAUCACUAUUGAGCUAAAAUGGGAGACUUGGAAGAUACUUUUUACAAAUGGGCUAUGCAUUUCCUCUUUUCUGUGUUUAGUGGUAUUUCCAUGUUCAUUUCUGAGGAAUACAGUCAGCCAUAUCCAAGAAGCCUUGGGGUUGCUGCUAACCAAGGGCCUAGACUUCUAGCUCUUCUGAGGCAGAACCAAGGAGCCUGUUUUGAAGGAAAUCCUUCUUUUCCCACUUCCCUGCUUGCCUACCUGUACCUUUGUACUUAUCACAAAGCUUUAGGACCAGCUGAUAAUAUGUUGUGCGCAGGAUAGUUUUGAGGCAGAAAUAACACUAGCUUACUGUAGGAGUCCUAUUUAUAUCAUUGUUCAACUCUGCAUGCUGUGAAAUGACUCAUUCCUUUGAGCCCAGGAAGCUACUGAGUGUAUAUGCUUCUAGGUUAGGAUUACCCUUGUUCACUACGUAUAUAGGGAUAUUGAGAUUGACAGGAGUUUGAGCGGUUAAAGAAAUGUUUCUCUCUCAAACUGGUGUCCAACCAAUGGCUAAGACACUUUUGGUGCUUUACCUACCUAAAAAACUGGAGAAUUUAGUGUGUAUACCACGAGUUAAAACCUCCAACCAUACUCAGCAGAACCUCCCCAAAUGAAGGACCAAUGGCCACUCUUCAACAAAUUUAAAACAUCAGAAAACUACAAAGACUUUUGUAUUUGGAAGCUUGUAUUGUCUUUCCCCAAUAAUCACUAUUUGAUCUUCAAAUGGUAACCUUGUAUUAGCAAUGGACAGAUCAUUGGCUUUCCAUACCUGAUCAUAUGUUAUUACUUUAAAUCACUAUUUGGGAAAUCCAAGCAUUUAUGCAGCAGGUAUAAACAGAUAUAAAAAUAUGUGCCAGCCCAUCUCAAUAAAUUAUCUUAUGUCUAUAAUCCUCAAGAAAAGCACUUUUGCUUUUACCUAGAUUUGCUUUAUGGGCUCCUGCUGUCUUGAGCACCUGAUAAAACUUUAACCAGGGAAGCAUUAAACACAGCGCAGCAGCUUCUGCCCAGGCUCCUCAGUUCCUGCCGGCAGCAUUUAUCAAUGUAAGAACUAGGAUGCUUCCUGCAGUGGCACAGCUCUCCCCCGCCCAAAGCUGGAGCACACUGCUUGGCCUUAAGCCCCACCAUGAUGAAGCUCCCCUCCUGCUAGGUCAGUAAAAGUUAGAGUGCUCAUAAUCAUGUCCUAACUGACCACAGGCAGCAGGGAUUAUAGAAAUCCCUAGGGCAGUGGUGGCAAACCUUUGGCACGUGUGCCACAGCCAUCUAUUUAUCAUUGAAAGCCCUAAAAGCUUGGCCAUCGCUGCCCUAGGGGGACAUCAUCAAGAAAUGCAGGUAGUGAAUAUAUCUAGAAUGAAUCUAGUACUGAAAGAAGUUCCUGGCUGCCUUCCAAAUGUUGGUGGAAGGGAUUUGUCCUUUGUUAUGACAUUAUUAAAUCCAUGACAGUCCCACAAAGUACUUGAAGUCUUAGCUCUGAUACCCCAGAAAGGGAAAUAACUGGUGUUGAGGAUUAACUAUGGGCUAGUCCUUAUGCCUCCCUUUAUGCCUCCCUUUGAAGUUAGGUGAUAAAAAUAGAUGUAGAGAGGAAGAGUCACUUGUCUAGAGUUGCACACUAGGAAAUAUUGGAGGUGGUUUUGAACCCAGCUCUCCCUGCUCUGUGGGCAGCCCUUUGCACAAAUGAUGGUGGUAUACCUGAAAACAUGGGGGAAAAGACUUCAGGUUCCCUCACUGCAGUCUGACCAUCCAUUUUUUGAACUUUUUCAGAGAUAAUUUCAUGGCUGUAGUUUGGGCUUAGAAAUAACAUUGAGGUUCCCUUAUUCCUCCACUCUAGCAGAUGCUUUAAGUGCGCAUUGUUGACUUGGGCCUGCCCCAGGAGUUGGAGGACCCUUUCUUUUUUGGUGCCAUCCCACAUGAAUAAUGUGUUUUUUGGCCUUCAAAAGUGAAGAACUUCAAAAAUAGUAAAAAUGAAGGGUAUUCAGCUCUCUAACUUUAUUUUAAAAUAUCUGCUGCUUUGUUGCCACAGGAAAUUUUCAUAUUUUAGUAAAUGUAGCCACCAGUUCUGGAUUCUGAGGGAUGUGCCAAUUCAAAGUCAAGUGAAUAUAUUUCUUUCCUGCUGAAAACGGGUGUGUCUGUAUACCUAGAUGUAAAUGAUAAAUGCGAUGUGUUUUUCUGUACACACACACACACACACUGUUUUAAGAACCAGGCAGUUCAUAGCAGCCCCUCAUUAUCUCUCAUACCACCGCAAAGGUUCCUGCCAGCCUGAUUACAAGUGCCACCAGAUAAUUGGACCCUAUGUGCUUAAAGAGUUUCUCCCUGGCAGAGGUUGUCGGCUCCUAAAGCACUGAACCAAGGAAGCAGCCCUGAAGGAAACUGCACUCCAGUCCUCCAAGAUGUCUAAUGACACAAGAAAUUUACAUACCCAGCCAUUUUGGUGACCUGGGUCAUUGUAGUUGGCCCUGCAGGCACAACUGUAUAAUUCACAACCUUGUAGUAGUGACAGAGCUUAAGAAGCCCUCUGCCCCCUCCUAGAAAAUAUCUUCUUGAUUCUUUUUUUUUUUUUUUGCUUAAAUUCUUUUAUUGGUACAGUUUAGGUAUACAGUAUAUUUACAUUUAUCAUUUUAGGUACUUGUACCUGUACAUGAUGCAUCUUGAUUCUUAAAAUUCUACCGUCACAUAAUGGCUGUUCAGGAUAUGCUUCUCCAGAAAUUCAGUUGCAUGUUUACUGUGUGCUUAACACAUCCAGAUAUUUCUGCUUAAAAAGCAAAGCUCUCAUGGAUCACAUGAGAAAAAGAAAACCUGUAGGGGAGACUCCAGAUCUCACAAUACUGCUUUUACCCAGCAGUGUUUCUGAAGCCCCCGCCCCCCAGUCUUUUGCAAGAGCCAUAAGACCGAUCCAUUCCUAGGAAAGACAGUAUCAUUUGGGAUACUGGACCUGCCUGAUAAGACAGAGUCAUCUGGAACUGAGAGCAAACCAGAAACAGCAGAACAAAGGCCAAAGCAGGAAAACGAAAACGAACGAAGACACAUGGUUACUGGAGGUGAAAAAGCCACAAAGCCCAUGCUGGACUUGAUGGGCCUACAGGGCACAGCAACUUUACAUCUGACCAGUCUUUACGGUGACAGGCUAUACCGCACGAGUGGGUAGAACCAAUGAACCCAUUGUCCUCCACUUGUUUGCCUGUGCACAGUCCCAUUCCCUUCUUAGUCAUCUUUCUACCCUUUAAACAAGGGAACACUCAGUCUUUCAAGGGAAUUACACUCUGAGUAAAUGUUUCAGUAUAUCAUUUUCAUACUGUAAAUUAUUUUGUAAGAGAUUUACUGCUAUCCCAGGAUGUUUGGUCUUGGCACCCCUGUGCAUUUGGAAAUCAAUAAACCAUUACUGGAAAAUAA
Heterocephalus glaber (naked mole-rat) is the source of this 6493-nucleotide messenger RNA. The record is from RefSeq and is a predicted model, not a curated record. Lineage: Eukaryota; Metazoa; Chordata; Mammalia; Rodentia; Bathyergidae.